Molecule: messenger RNA, 2583 nt
Organism: Exserohilum turcica Et28A
Lineage: Eukaryota; Fungi; Ascomycota; Dothideomycetes; Pleosporales; Pleosporaceae
Exons: 7
Coding region: 158-2380 (740 amino acids)
Biological process (GO): vesicle-mediated transport; intracellular protein transport
Cellular component (GO): membrane coat
Molecular function (GO): clathrin binding
Source: RefSeq, a predicted model, not a curated record
CGACUUUCAAGCAUAACACUUCCUCAAUUUCUUCAUAGAACCACCACAGAACUUGGACGGCCCGCUCCCUCGUACCGACCGUUUACAUCCAUCGGGCCUCGCGAGCCGGAAACGGAGGGGUUUGGCUAAGCAAUUGGCUGCUACGUAUCUAUAAGGGAUGGCUGUCAACAGGAUAAGAGGCGCAUUUGCGCCACCGCGCAAGGGAGAAACAUUCGAGUUGCGGGCCGGUCUGGUUUCCCAAUAUGCCUACGAACGGAAAGAAGCCAUCCAGAAGACCAUCAUGUCAAUGACCCUAGGCAAGGACGUAUCCGCGCUGUUUCCCGACGUAUUGAAGAACAUUGCAACUGCAGACUUGGACCAGAAGAAGCUGGUGUAUCUAUACUUGAUGAACUACGCCAAGUCACACCCCGACCUCUGUAUUCUCGCCGUGAACACGUUUGUGCAAGACUCGGAAGACCCGAACCCCCUCAUACGAGCAUUAGCAAUUCGGACAAUGGGCUGUAUUCGCGUGGAUAAAAUGGUGGAUUACAUGGAGGAACCUUUGCGCAAAACGCUGAGAGACGAAUCGCCAUACGUACGGAAGACAGCAGCCUUGUGUGUGGCGAAGCUAUUUGAUCUCGCGCCCGCCAUGUGCGUAGAGAACGGCUUCCUCGAGCAGCUCCAGGAACUAGUCGGCGACCCAAAUCCCAUGGUGGUCGCAAAUUCGGUCACAGCCUUGGUAGAAAUCCACGAAACCGCACCGGAAACCAAGGCUCUUGUCAUUAGCUCGUCGCAGCUCAAGAAAAUGCUUCUGGCGCUGAACGAGUGCACAGAGUGGGGUCGCGUGACUUUGCUCACUACUCUGGCAGACUACAAGGCGGCGGAUACCAAGGAGGCAGAGCACAUUUGCGAACGGGUAGUCCCGCAGUUCCAGCACGUUAACCCCAGCGUGGUAUUGGCGGCUGUCAAGGUCGUUUUCUUGCAUAUGCGCAACAUUUCCCCUGAGAUGAUGAAGUCAUAUUCGAAGAAGAUGGCACCACCGCUAGUCACACUGGUUUCCUCUGCGCCAGAAGUACAGUACGUUGCGCUACGGAACAUCGACCUGCUUCUCCAAAAACAACCCGACAUUCUCAGCAAGGAAAUGCGUGUGUUCUUCUGCAAAUACAACGAUCCGCCGUACUUGAAGAUGCAAAAGCUGGAAAUUAUGGUGCGGAUAGCAAACGAUAAGAACGUUGACCAAUUGCUGUCCGAGUUGAAGGAGUAUGCUAUGGAAGUGGACAUGGACUUUGUACGACGAGCGGUCAAGGCCAUUGGUCAAGUUGCCAUCAAGAUUGAAAGCGCGAGCGAAAAGUGUGUCAACACGCUACUUGAUCUCAUCAACACCAAAGUCAACUACGUUGUCCAGGAGGCGAUUGUAGUCAUUAAGGACAUUUUCCGAAAGUACCCCGGCUACGAGGGUAUAAUACCGACACUUUGCCAAUGCAUAGACGAGCUGGAUGAGCCAAAUGCAAGGGCCUCUCUCAUCUGGAUUGUGGGAGAAUAUGCAGAGAAGAUCAGCAAUGCCGGCGAGAUCUUGUCAAAUUUUGUUGACACGUUUGCCGAGGAAUUCACGCAAACACAACUUCAAAUACUCACAGCUGUUGUCAAGCUGUUCCUGAAGAAGCCAGAUCAAGCACAAGGCUUGGUUACCAAGGUCCUGCAGGCCGCCACAGCAGAUAAUGACAACCCGGACAUUCGUGACCGAGCUUAUGUCUACUGGCGACUCCUCUCUAGCGACCCACAGAUAACAAAGGACAUUGUGCUCUCGGACAAGCCUCCGAUUACAUCGACAAUACGGUCACUGCCCCCUCAACUACUGGAGAACUUGCUUACAGAACUAUCGACUUUGGCCUCGGUUUACCACAAGCCACCGGAGGCCUUCCUUGGACAAGGCCGGUUCGGUGCGGAAGCGAUGCAACGAGCUGCCAUCGAGGAGCAACAAGAAGAAGCACGAGAGAACCCCAUUGCUGCUGCAGCGGCUGCAGCGGCUGCCAGUGGACAAGCGCCAACCAACGUGGAGAAUCUCUUGGAUAUCGAUUUCGAUGGUUCUGCACCGGCUUCGAUGCAAAAGCAGCCCACACAGGGCGCGUCUGGCCUAGAAGGACUUGCCGGCACACCACAGCGUGUGGCAUCCCCAGUAGGAAAUGCGGCUCCACAGCAAUCAAACAUGGACGAUCUCCUAGGGUUGUUUGGAGACGGAGGCGGGGCGGCGCCUGCUCCUGGGGCGCAGAUGAGCAACGACGACAUUAUGAAUGGAUUCGCAAACAUGAGCAUGCAAACCAAUCAGCCACCUCCGGCGACUCAACAAGUAGCAGGCGAAGCGAGCAAGAAGAGUAACCAGGAUCUUCUUGACUUGUUUUAGUGGGGCAACGGCGAUGAAUGGGUAUGUGGGUUUGCGCAUGGUACUAGGUUAGUGGGGAGGUUAUGUCCAAGCAGGAGCAUGCAAAGGCGCUAGGGAACUAUAUCCGGGUAUGGAAAUGUGUGUGUGUAGUGGGAGGAGUAGAUGGAGGGAGAGUAAAGUAAAGUGGGAAUGGUAGUCGAGACCAAACCAAAACCAAGAAGAAG